Messenger RNA from Paecilomyces variotii, 933 nucleotides. Its product is annotated as putative alcohol dehydrogenase. Gene Ontology annotation, molecular function: oxidoreductase activity, acting on NAD(P)H. The transcript has a single exon. The record is from RefSeq and is a predicted model, not a curated record. Bases 11 to 928 code for a protein of 305 amino acids. Lineage: Eukaryota; Fungi; Ascomycota; Eurotiomycetes; Eurotiales; Thermoascaceae.
GGACACGAAAAUGCUUCAUGGUUUUGCCUACCCUGGAGCUAUUCUUGGGUUUGACUUUGCCGGCACUGUGGCCGCUGUUGGCUCUGCGGUGACAAGGCCACUUCAACCUGGUGACCGCGUCUGUGGUAGUGCAGACAGUAUGAAUAGACAGCGACCCAGUGGGGGAGCAUUUGCCAAGUAUACUUCCUGUCCUGCAUCGCUGGUGGUCAAGAUCCCGGCCGAUAUGCCUUUCACUGAUGCAGCAGGGUUGGGAACAUCACUGGCCUCUGCAGGCUUGGCACUCUUCCAUUCUCUUAAACUGCCGGCUUCACUUGAAUACCCUGCCGACAGGCCCAUCUAUGUGCUGAUCAACGGUGGCAGCACGGCAACGGGAACGAUGGCCAUCCAGCUCCUCCGAGGGUGUAAUCUCCGCCCAAUCGUCACCUGCUCCCCUGACCACGUCGAGUUGGUGACAUCUUACGGCGCCGAAAAGGCAUUCAACUAUCAUUCACCGACCUGCGCUCAGGAUAUUCGAGCCUAUACGCGAAACGCCCUGGCUUUCGCGGUCGACUGCAUCACACAACCGUCCACGAUGAAGCUUUGCUACGAUGCCAUUGGGCGUGCCGGCGGCAGAUAUGUGGCUCUAGAUCCUUUCCUGGAGUCGCAAAAUACGCGGAAAGUUGUCAAACCCAACUGGAUCCUCGCCACGAGCGUGACGGGCCGGGGCUGCUCGUGGCCAGCUCCCUACGGACGGGAUGGAGACCGCGAGAUUCGGGCUUGGGCCGAGGGCUUCUUUUCCACAGUACAGCCGCUCAUAGAAGCAGGUCGGAUCCGAUCCCAUCCGGUCAAGAUCUGUCCAGGCGGGCUUCCCGGCAUCCUCGAGGGCAUCGAGUCUAUUCGACGGAAAGAGGUGCGGGGUUUUAAACUGGUGUAUCCAAUGGAGUGGUGAAGGAG